Carcharodon carcharias (great white shark) is the source of this 810-nucleotide messenger RNA. RefSeq names its product zinc finger and BTB domain-containing protein 20-like. Gene Ontology annotation, biological process: regulation of transcription by RNA polymerase II. Lineage: Eukaryota; Metazoa; Chordata; Chondrichthyes; Lamniformes; Lamnidae. The transcript has 2 exons. Gene Ontology annotation, molecular function: RNA polymerase II cis-regulatory region sequence-specific DNA binding; DNA-binding transcription factor activity, RNA polymerase II-specific. Bases 10 to 642 code for a protein of 210 amino acids. The record is from RefSeq and is a predicted model, not a curated record.
UCGACAUUUAUGCAAGACUUUCUCCCAGGAUCUACCGUGCAGACCAACCCAAGGAACCAGGGCUGUUCUGUGCAGUAUGAUGUUCAAGGAGAUACUGGUGCAGCCAGCACUGCCAGUCACCGCAACCUCUUCCAGAUGAACCUUCCUCAGUCUCCUCAUCUUCAAGCUUUGCCCUCCACCUCCCAGACAUGUAUGCCCAGCAUUUCAGCUCAGCCACCUUGCCAGAACCCACCGGUGUUCCUGGAUGGGGGCCAGACUGUAUCAGCUACUUCUCAGGCCAGUCAAAGUUCCAGUGAAACUGAGAAGAAGCCCUAUGGAUGUGCACAGUGUGGGAAGACCUUCAGCUCCAGACAGAACUACGCCAAGCACAUGUUUGUCCACACAGGUGAGAAACCCCAUCAAUGCAGCGUGUGUUGGCGGUCAUUCUCGCUUAGGGACUACUUGAUAAAGCACAUGGUCACACAUACAGGAGUGCGAGCAUACCAGUGCCCGGUGUGCAAUAAACGCUUCACGCAAAAGAGCUCCUUGAACGUGCACAUGCGGCUGCAUCGUGGUGAGAAGGCCUUCGAGUGUCAUGUCUGUAACAAACGUUUCUCUCACAAGACUCUGCUGGAGAGGCACAUGGCCACACAUAUUAUAUAAACACGUGUGCGCAGGCUGAACUAGGUAAAUCGCUCACACGCUGGAUUUACCUGGGAUAAUUUGCAUACUGAGCAGAUCCACGCCAUGCACACCAGGAGGUUUUACCCUGAGAUAUAAACCAGCUAUAUAGCAACGGCGUAAACACAGGAUGGGGAAGUGUGAACACAG